AUGGAGGAUAGGAAGAGGGCAGCUGGCCAGAGCAAUGAUGAUCUCGCACCACCUACCAAGAGGCAAGCCGUUAAUGGCUCCGGUAAAGCAUCUUCCGAUUCCGAUAAUACUGCGCCAUGGUCUGAAGACAUCGAGAAAUACCAAAAAGACGCGAUCUAUAGACAAAUGCUCGAGUACAAACGAGAAAAGGCAACUUUGGAGUCCCAAUUAAAAAAUAUACAAAAGAAAUCCACAGAUCAUGACGACCAUUUGAGAAUUAUCGAUGCUUGGUGGACACAGUUAUUAGAAGAAGUCACUCUCCUCGCGGAAAAUGAUAUUCCAAACAUAGAAAAGACUGAACCAUCAUUCCCAACUUCCUUACAGUUUCAUGGUAUCAAAGGCUUCUCAGAUCACUUAGCGUCUAAAGGAAGAGAAAUAAAGUCGAAAUUACAUACAAUAUUUAACAAUGUUGCUGCUACUCGUGGCAAACCCUCGUCGGACUUACAAGAUCUCCAAUCAAAGGUUACUAAAAUGCUGGCUUCCCAAAAAGAAUACCUUGUCACAGUAGACAGGCUCCGAAACGAAAAAGAAGAAUUAAAUGAGCGUCUCGAAUCAGCCUCACUACGUUACAUCAAAGCCGAAAAACGUUUAGAUAGGUUGAGGAGUGACACAGUGCGAAAAGAAGAGGCGAAAGCAUUAUUUCAUAGUACAGCUAAUGGCGUCAAAGCUGACAAUAGCAUGGACACCGAAAUGACGAAUGGCAUAGCGGAAGAUAAGGAAGCAAAUCAAACAGCAUACAAAGAGGCACAAGCAGUUGUCGAGAAGCAAAAAGAACAACUUGAAGCGAUGGCUGCUGAAAACAAAUCACUCACAGAGCAAAUCACUUCAGCCAGUAUUAAACAGGUUCCUUCAGACGACGACUAUGCUCGAACUGAGCUAUUCAAACAAUUUCAGAAACUGCAAGCCGAACGGACUGCGUACCGGAUACAAAUAGAGAAUGAAGCGGAAGCGACUGCCGGUGAAUUAGAAAGUCAACUUCAGCGUCUUGAUGCCGAUUUGACAAGGAUUCGCUCCGCCCGAGACGAAUUGCUCGCUGAUCUCAGCGUGCGAAAAGCUACCCAGGAACAGGAUCAUGCAGGUAUCGAGCAUCUGAAAGAAUUGGUUGGAGCCAAGGAUGAUCGAAUCACUUCUCUUGAACUUGAAGUCGAACGCCUGAGACAGAUCGCCGAGCAAUCGUGCCAACCAACACCAGGACCGGAAAUAGAUUCCUUGAGUUUAGAAGAAUUGCGAGUCAAGUACGAUCUCCUCCAACAGGGCUAUGACUCGAUCAACAAAGAACUACCUGCUCUCCAAAGUGCCUAUAAGCGGGUUCAGGCCCUGACAAGCAAGAAAGUAAUGGACUUCACGGCUCUAGAAGAAAAGGUUUCGGUUUUAGCGGCUGAAAAGAGUAAGGCCGAUCAAAAAUAUUUCGCGGCUCGAAAGGAUAUGGAUAUUCGUCUCGCGGAAGUCCGAUCCUUAAAGAAUCAAAACGCCAAGAGUUCCGAGAUAAUCUCCCAACUCAAGGAUGUGGAGACAUCAGAUCGAACGCUCUUAAGCAACAUGGAGAAGCAAUUAAGUGAUAUGAGACAGUCAAAUACCUCUAUCAUGGCGGAAAACAAGAAGCUGGAGGCAUCAAGUAGAGAGGCUACAAGCAAAUGUGAAAUCCUGAAAAACCAAGCAGCAGAAUUGACAAACCUUUUGAAAUCCAAAGAUUCCGCGAACUCGGGCACCAAGCAGAAGAUUCACGCCGUGGAGCUAGAAAAUGAGCAACUUCGAGUUCGAUGCGAGCAAGCGCAGAAGGACAGAGAUACGUGGAAGCAAAAGAGCUUAAGCAAUCAAUCGGGUGAGGAGGAAAUGCUUAGAACUCUUGCACUGUGUACCGUCUGCCGCGCAAACUUCAAGAACACCGUUCUAAAAACAUGUGGACAUCUCUUCUGCAAUCAAUGCGUGGAUGAUCGAAUUGCCAACCGUAUGAGAAAGUGUCCCAAUUGUGCCAAGCCUUUCGACAAAUUUGAUGUCAUGACCGCACAUAUGUAA
Sclerotinia sclerotiorum 1980 UF-70 is the source of this 2055-nucleotide messenger RNA. RefSeq lists its product as hypothetical. Bases 1 to 2055 code for a protein of 684 amino acids. NCBI's taxonomy places the organism in Eukaryota, Fungi, Ascomycota, Leotiomycetes, Helotiales, Sclerotiniaceae. The transcript is spliced from 6 exons. Gene Ontology annotation, molecular function: ubiquitin protein ligase activity. The record is from RefSeq and is a predicted model, not a curated record. Gene Ontology annotation, cellular component: nucleus; HULC complex.